This is a messenger RNA of Schistosoma turkestanicum, 1795 nucleotides long. The record is from the annotation of a GenBank genome assembly. Lineage: Eukaryota; Metazoa; Platyhelminthes; Trematoda; Strigeidida; Schistosomatidae.
UGUACAUUAUUCAAUGAACAAUGGAAUGAUUUAAUAAGCAAUGACAAAUAUUUAUGGUUGUCUAUUUUUGAAAAUGAAAUGAACACUGGUUGGUUAUGGUUAAACACAGAUACGGUCAAUAUAUUAAAUUCAUUUCAUGUAAUCAAUGAAAAUUUAUUGAUUGAAUACAAUGAAAAUGAAUCCAGGCGUAAAGAUGACCACCAACAAAGGAAUAAAAACUAUCGAAAAAUCACUGAAUUAAUCACACAAAUAUUGAAUAAUCCUGCUUGUUUAAUGAAAAAAAUCUAUUCAUAUUACACUGACAUAAACAAGUUGGAAAAAGAAACAUUAGAAAAACAGAUUAUUCCAUAUUUGAAAUCAUUAAAUACUAAUGAGAUUUGUUUUAAUUGUAUAAUAUUAGGACCAGCUAUUGAUACAGUUCAUUUGGCUGGAGAAUUUAUGCAUACAUUAUUAAGUUGGAUAGAUUUAGCUUUAACAAUGAAUAAACAAUCGAUUAAAUCUAAACAAAUUCCUAGAAGAACUAAUACUUCAUGGACUGGACAAGGAUUUAUAUUACGUUUACCACAAUGUUUAUCAUUGAAUAAUGAUAAAGAGAAUUGUAAGAGUAUACUUUUUAAUACAACAAUUUUACAUUCACGUAAGCAGAUGAUACGUACUAGAUAUUGUUAUGGUGGUAGUCGUUUAUUUGGUAAUUGUUUAGUUGACACAUCUACUACAAAUCAACAACCAAUUGUUAGUGUAAAUUUUACUUCAUGUACAAUAGAUGCAAUUAGUUCAACUCAAAUUGUAUUCUAUGUUAUUGAUAUGAGAAAAGAAGAUAAUUAUUUAUUAAAUAAUGAAAAUGAUGAUUCUAUACCGUUGAUAAAUCCAUAUAAUUCAGACAGUGAAAGAUGGAAUGAAAUACGUAUUGAAUUAGAUGCUUUAACAAACUGUAUGAAUUCAGAACAAAUAUUAAUUAUUUUAGGAGUUGGUAAUCAAAAUGAUCAUGAGAAUAAUUACAAUCUUAUUGAACUUGCUUUAAAUCUUGGCUGUAAUGAUUGUACUUAUUCAAAAGAUACUAAUCAUGAAACUAAUAACAAUCAAGAGACUAUUGAUACUUGUCAUGGUAGACCGCUAUUAAAUAAGCCAUAUUUAAAUUGGAGAUUAUGGUGUACUUCAAUAAAUGAAUUGAAUUAUAAUAAUUUAGAAGAGAUUUUCUUAUGGACAGCUAUAACUUGUUUAAAUAAAUCAUCUAUUGCUAAAAUGAUGUCAAAUCAAUCAUUGACAAAACGUAUUACAACUGUACAAAAUCGUAUGAGUAAUUUUUAUCGUAUCUUUUCCAACUGAAUAGUAACAUUUGUAUUCCCUCAUAACCUGUAUUGUCUAUUCUUAUUAUUGAUUACUGUGUUUUGAUAAUAUUUUUGAAAAGUUUCUUUUUUUUUAUCAAUCUAUCAGGGAAAUGUUUGUACUUUGUGACUUAUUUUCUUUCAUCUUAACUACAAUGUAAUUCUUUCUGAAAUUGUUACGUGCAACAAUCCGAUUUUUUUUUUAUUUUAUUUUCAAAUAACCUAAAACUAAAAGUUGAUUAUCUCGAAUGAUGACAACUUUAAUCCUAUUCAAAAUGAAUCAUCAUAACUAACACGUGACAUAACCGUCAAGAGAAAAAAACAAAGAAAUAAAUUGGGCAGUUGUACUGUCAUCAAAAUACAAAUUGUCAUGACUGACUAAGAUGUUUAAAAGUCAAUAAAAAUGCAUACAAAAAUUAUUUAGUUUUCUGUUGUGUUCAAUUAUUUAUGAUGAUGGAAAUAGUUGAAGC